This is a messenger RNA of Megalops cyprinoides (Indo-Pacific tarpon), 665 nucleotides long. It is a transcript of the gene mrpl22, whose product is annotated as mitochondrial ribosomal protein L22. The coding region runs from base 29 to 658 and encodes 209 amino acids. The record is from RefSeq and is a predicted model, not a curated record. Gene Ontology annotation, molecular function: structural constituent of ribosome. Gene Ontology annotation, biological process: ribosome assembly; translation. Gene Ontology annotation, cellular component: mitochondrial large ribosomal subunit; ribosome. The transcript is spliced from 7 exons. NCBI's taxonomy places the organism in Eukaryota, Metazoa, Chordata, Actinopteri, Elopiformes, Megalopidae.
UAAAGCGAAACUUGUCAGAAGGUUCAAGAUGGCGGUCUCCUCUAUGACGGGAGUGGGUUUCUUCUCUCUCCUGAGAAAUGUUGCAGGGCAGAUACAUUCACGAGUGCUCGCUUCGGGUUGUGGUUUUCAGAAUUCCAGCUUUCAUACAACUUCUACAUUAGAUGCCAAAAACUGGGAGAGGAAGAAUCGGAUACUUUAUCCCCCACAACGGCCAGACGAGCCACCUAGACCAGCCGAAGUACAUCACUGCAGACGCCAAAUAAAGUACAGCAAGGACAAGAUGUGGUAUCUUGCAAAACUGAUACGAGGCAUGAGUGUUGACCAGGCCGUCGCACAGCUUGAGUUCAACGACAAAAAGGGGGCAAAGAUAAUGAAGGAGGUUCUGUUAGAAGCCCAGGAAAUGGCUGUGAAAAACCACAAUGUUGAGUACAAGUCCAAUCUGUAUGUUGCGGAAUCCUUCUCAUGCAAAGGGAAGUACCUGAAGCGCAUCCGAUACCACGGCAAGGGAAUGUUUGGGAUCAUGGAUAAAGUGCACUGCCACUACUUUGUGAAGCUCGUGGAGGGGGCACCACCAAAAGUGGAGCAGAAGACUGGCUUCGACCAGGCAAAGGAGUACGUCCAGAAUCUGAAGAGCCGCACCAUCAUUCACUCGUUGUAGUAGCCUG